Molecule: messenger RNA, 1802 nt
Organism: Cicer arietinum (chickpea)
Lineage: Eukaryota; Viridiplantae; Streptophyta; Magnoliopsida; Fabales; Fabaceae
Product: calcium/calmodulin-regulated receptor-like kinase 1
Biological process (GO): protein phosphorylation
Molecular function (GO): ATP binding; protein kinase activity
Source: RefSeq, a predicted model, not a curated record
CUUUAUUAUGAGAUGUAAUGUAAUACAACUUUUUCUCUUUCUCUCUCUUGUUAUUUUCUCUCAUCUUUAUUCUUUGUUGGAAACUCAUUCCAAAUAUUUUUUCUAAUUUUUUUUUCAAAUAAUAUUUUUUUCUUUUAAUUCCUCUGCAGUACCACCACUUCACUUCUGUGUUUUUAGCAACGCUUCCACAAAACAUGUAACUGGUUUCAGUUCACUUUUUUAAGCUUGUGUUUGUGAAUUGGUGUGUCAAUGGAUUGGAUGAUUCAUAGGAAAUAGAAGAAAGAGAAAAAGAGGGAGAGAUGAAAGAGGAGUCUACCGGAUUAAUCAUUGGUAUUUCCAUUGGUGUUGUAAUUGGAGUUGUGUUAGCAAUUUCUGCAUUGAUCUGUUUUAGAUAUCAUAGGAAGCGUUCGCAGAUAGGGAAUAGUAGUUCUCGGAGGGCGGCUACGAUACCGAUUCGCGCGAAUGGUGCUGAUUCUUGUACUAUUCUAUCAGAUUCAACCUUAGGUCCUGAUUCGCCUGCAAGGUCGGGACGAAAUGGCACGAAUUUCUGGCUUGAUGGAUUCAAGAAAAGUAACAUGGUUCCUGCAUCUGGAAUACUUGAAUAUUCAUACAAGGAUUUGCAAAAGGCAACAUAUAAUUUUACAACACUCAUAGGACAAGGUGCAUUUGGUCCUGUAUAUAAAGCUCAGAUGUCUACUGGUGAGACUGUUGCAGUUAAAGUUCUUGCAACCAAUUCUAAACAAGGGGAGAAAGAAUUUCACACAGAGGUUAUGUUGUUGGGAAGGUUACACCAUAGAAACCUUGUCAAUUUGGUUGGAUAUUGUGCAGAAAAGGGACAAAAUAUGCUUAUUUAUGUCUACAUGAGUCAAGGCAGCUUGGCUUCCCACUUGUACAGUGAAGAGAAUGGGACACUAGGCUGGGAUAUGAGAGUUCAUGUAGCUUUAGAUGUAGCAAGAGGCUUGGAGUAUCUUCAUGAUGGGGCAGUUCCUCCUGUCAUCCAUCGCGACAUCAAAUCUUCUAAUAUUCUCUUGGAUCAUUCCAUGCGUGCCCGGGUUGCUGAUUUUGGACUUUCAAGAGAAGAGAUGGUGGAUAAACAUGCAGCUAUUCGUGGUACCUUUGGCUAUCUUGAUCCUGAGUAUAUAUCUUCAGGGACAUUCACCAAGAAAAGUGAUGUAUACAGUUUUGGAGUGUUGCUCUUUGAACUUAUAGCCGGCAGAAACCCUCAGCAGGGUCUUAUGGAACAUGUUGAACUUGCAGCAAUGAACAGUGAAGGAAAAGUUGGUUGGGAGGAGAUUGUUGAUUCUAAACUUGAAGGAAAAUGUGAUUUCCAAGAGCUGAAUGAAGUGGCAGCACUUGCAUACAGAUGCAUCAACCGUGCGCCGAGGAAGCGUCCUUCGAUGAGAGACAUCGUGCAAGUACUGACUCGGAUCCUUAAAGUAAGGCAUCAAAGGAAUCAUCAUAAAAAAUCGCUUUCGGCCACAGCGGAUGAAGUUGCAAUUGAUGUUGAUCAAACAGAAGAAAAUAAGGCUUAUGUUAUUGAACACAAAAGAGAUGAAUCUAUAGAUAGUGCAGCUGACAUGUAUGAUUUGUAACAAAAUUGUUUUACAUUUUUAGUUCCUUUUUUUGGCUUUGAAUAUGAUAUGAUUUUAAUUUUUAACUAGACAUUAGGCUUGAGUGAUUUAAUGAUGCCUGACAUUUAUUUUUUUCUUGCCUUAGUUCUGUUAUCUUGCAGAACAGACACCACAAAAUUUGUAUAUGAUUACUUUCAUGAAUGAAAUUGAUGUGAAAAAAAAAAUAAAAAA